GACAUCCACCCCGACGUUGGAGCUUCGGACUUUCAACACGCCACUCCAUCGCACAAUCGCAUCCGUUGCCCUCGAGAUACAGGUUAUCUUGACACUUUCGUCGCCGCCCUCAAACCUUCACAAUGUCUUCAGACGCUUGCCCCGUUUACGCGCCCUUCUUCGGUGCCAUGGGCUGCACAGCAGCCAUCGUCUUCACCUGCCUCGGCGCCUCGUACGGCACGGCCAAGUCGGGUGUCGGCAUCGCCGCCAUGGGUGUCCUGCGGCCUGAUCUCAUCGUCAAGAACAUUGUUCCCGUCAUUAUGGCCGGUAUCAUUGGUAUCUACGGCCUCGUGGUGUCGGUUCUUAUCUCGGAUGGCCUUAAGCAAGACAAUUACGCGCUCUUCACGGGCUUCAUUCAGCUCGGCGCUGGUCUUGCGGUCGGUCUAGCGGGCAUGGCUGCUGGUUUCGCCAUCGGCAUUGUCGGUGAUGCUGGCGUCCGCGGCACAGCGCAGCAACCACGCCUGUUCGUCGGCAUGAUCCUGAUUCUCAUUUUCGCCGAAGUCUUGGGUCUCUAUGGCUUGAUCGUCGCGCUGCUCAUGAACUCCAAGGCCACGAUCAACAUUACCUGCUAAACGGCACGCUUGCUUGAACACGGACGGCGGACGGGCGGACAAGCUGUAACUAUCCAUAGCCCAUUCCUGUCCGUGAGCAUUUUGCAGAUCGCGGCCGCCUACAUACGUGUAUAUGUGUAUGCAUAUGUGUAUGCAUAUGACACCACGCCGGCAGCGGUUCGACAUGGAGGUUUGCCAGAAGGGGGCGAAGGUGUGAACGAUGGAGGUCAGUCAUGUGGGGGUUGAGCAAGCGGCGCAUCAUGGGCACGGUUGGUUAAUGGCUUCGCGGGACGUAACAUGUACUAUUGUCACAUUCGGGUGCUCAUCGCUCUGGGUUUCGGUUUCUCAUCAUAGACGGAUGAUGGGCGAGAUUGUAGUCUAGCUGGCAAUGGUUGCUGCAUUUCGCG
Messenger RNA from Thermothelomyces thermophilus ATCC 42464, 997 nucleotides. RefSeq lists its product as uncharacterized. NCBI's taxonomy places the organism in Eukaryota, Fungi, Ascomycota, Sordariomycetes, Sordariales, Chaetomiaceae. Gene Ontology annotation, molecular function: proton-transporting ATPase activity, rotational mechanism. The coding region runs from base 123 to 611 and encodes 162 amino acids. The transcript is spliced from 5 exons. The record is from RefSeq and is a predicted model, not a curated record. Gene Ontology annotation, cellular component: proton-transporting V-type ATPase, V0 domain. Gene Ontology annotation, biological process: proton transmembrane transport.